Messenger RNA from Hypomesus transpacificus, 1856 nucleotides. RefSeq names its product nedd8 activating enzyme E1 subunit 1 (gene nae1). NCBI's taxonomy places the organism in Eukaryota, Metazoa, Chordata, Actinopteri, Osmeriformes, Osmeridae. Gene Ontology annotation, cellular component: cytoplasm; nucleus. Gene Ontology annotation, molecular function: ubiquitin activating enzyme activity; NEDD8 activating enzyme activity. The record is from RefSeq and is a predicted model, not a curated record. Bases 80 to 1681 code for a protein of 533 amino acids. Gene Ontology annotation, biological process: DNA damage response; protein neddylation; ubiquitin-dependent protein catabolic process. The transcript has 20 exons.
UAAGAUAGAUAGCAAUUUAGCUAGCACAAGGUGGCUAGCGCUAAGUGUCGUAACAGUGGGCUCCUGCAGUAAGCGCACCAUGACAGCUACCAAUACUUCAAAAGAACAGAAAUAUGAUAGACAAUUGAGACUGUGGGGUGAUCAUGGUCAGGAGGCCCUGGAGAAUGCCCACGUUUGCCUCAUAAACGCCACAGCCUCUGGGACAGAAAUACUGAAGAACCUAGUGCUGCCAGGUACUGGGGCUUUCACAAUUGUAGAUGGGAACAAAGUGUCUGGAGAAGAUGUUGGAAACAACUUUUUUCUCAGCAACAACAACAUCGGAAAGAACAGGGCCCAGGCUGCUACAGAGCUGCUGCAGGAGCUGAACAGCGAUGUAUCUGGGAACUUUGUAGAAGAGAGUCCUGACAAACUGCUGGACAAUGACCCUGAGUUCUUUCACCGUUUUAACCUAGUUGUGGCCGUGCAGCUUCCAGAGAGCACCAGUUUGAGGCUGGGAGCAGUACUAUGGAGCGCCAACGUCCCCUUCAUCUUGUGUCGGACUUACGGGCUCAUUGGUUACAUGAGACUGGUAGUAAAGGAGCACACAGUGGUGGAGUCCCACCCAGACAACGCUCUGGAGGACCUGAGGUUGGACCAGCCCUUUCCUGAGCUCAGCCACCACAUCCAGUCCUACAACCUCCACACCAUGGACAAAAAGGAUCACAGUCACACACCCUGGGUCAUCAUCGUGGCUAAGUACCUGGAGACAUGGCUGAACGAGCACAACCAGCAGCUACCGAAGAACUACCAGGAGAAGGAGGCCUUCAGGCAGCUCGUACGGCAAGGGAUCCUGAAGAAGGAGAACGGCGUUCCAGAGGACGAGGAGAACUUUGAGGAAGCCAUCAAGAACGUCAACACGGCUCUCAACCCGACCAAGGUGCCCCGUGCAAUUGAGGACUUCUUCAAUGGAGAGCAGUGCAACAAUAUCACGACACAGAGCCCUGCAUUCUGGGUGCUGGUGCGGGGUCUGAAGGAGUUUGUGCAGCAGGAGGGCGGUGGCCAUCUUCCUGUCAGAGGAUCCAUCCCAGACAUGAUCGCCGACUCUCAGAAGUUCAUCAACCUGCAGAAUGUUUACAGGGAGAAGGCUCUGCAAGAUGCAUCUGUAGUGGCCAAGCAUGUAGAGACUUUGCUGCAAAACGUGGGGAAGCCUCCAGAGAGCAUCUCUGAACAAGACAUUAAACUGUUCUCUAAGAAUGCAGCCUUUCUCAGGGUGGUGCGCUGCAGGUCCUUGGCUGAGGAGUACAGUGUGGAGUCUGUCAACAAAGAUGAGAUCACCUCGUGUAUGGACAGCUCAGACAGUGAGAUGGUCCUCUACCUCAUGCUGCGUUCUGUCGACCGAUUCUACCAGCAACACUCCCGUUACCCUGGUGUGUCCAACUACCAGGUAGAGGAUGACAUCAGCAGGUUGAAGUUGUGUGUCAACUCUCUGCUCCAGGAGUACUGCCUCAAUGUCAAUAUCAAGGACGAAUACGUCCACGAGUUUUGUCGCUACGGAGCUGCAGAGCCUCACACAGUGGCCUCGUUCUUGGGAGGUUCGGCUGCCCAAGAGGCCAUCAAGAUCAUCACCCGCCAGUUUGUUCCAUUCAACAACACUUUCAUUUACAAUGCCAUGUCACAGACUUCUGCCACCUUCCAGCUCUGAAUACACACACACACACACACACACACACUCCAACCGUACUGCCAAUACCCUCAAACACAGCGUUUUCAAAUAAAGGUCAGAACCAGCACCAAUCCUGGUCACUUCUCACAACCAUUAGUAAUCCAAAAUAUAUGUGUGAUGCUUAACUCAAUAAAUUCUUUAAAUACGUCCUGAA